Molecule: messenger RNA, 4191 nt
Organism: Labrus mixtus (cuckoo wrasse)
Lineage: Eukaryota; Metazoa; Chordata; Actinopteri; Labriformes; Labridae
Gene: aacs
Product: acetoacetyl-CoA synthetase
Exons: 18
Coding region: 153-2183 (676 amino acids)
Biological process (GO): positive regulation of insulin secretion; lipid metabolic process
Cellular component (GO): cytosol
Molecular function (GO): acetoacetate-CoA ligase activity
Source: RefSeq, a predicted model, not a curated record
CCUUGCUAGUCGCCUCGCUCUGUAUGGUCCCGAGCCAUUCAAACUAAGUAGUUUGCCGAGGAUCUAAUCCUGACACCAGCCCUCACCUCCGGGAACAGUGAGCUUUAAGCAAGGCGCUCGGUGUUUGGAGUUGACGAAGAGACGCAACAAAGAUGUCUAAAGACACCGAGGGCAAGAGCGAUACGAUUAUGGAUAUGGAGAGCAAGGUGUUGUGGUACCCGGACUCCAAAAAGAACACACAGAUGGACAAGUUUAGGAUACAGGUCAACGGAGAGUACGGGCUUAAUCUCGUGAACUACAAUGACUUGUACCAGUGGUCUGUGGAAAGCUACUCCCAAUUCUGGGGAGAGGUGUGGCGCUUCUGUGGAGUCGUCAGCUCUAAACCUUAUGAAGAGGUUGUGGAUGUAUCAAAGCAGAUCUCUGAUGUUCCAGAGUGGUUUAAAGGAGCCCGGCUGAACUACGCAGAGAACCUACUCAAACAUGCACACCAGGACAAAGUAGCUCUAUAUGCUGCAACGGAGGCCAAUGACGAGAUUGUGAAGGUGACGUUUGGGGAGCUUAGGCGUGACGUGGCUUUGUUUGCUGCAGCCAUGAGGAAAAUGGGCGUUGAGAUCGGAGACAGGGUUGUAGGCUACCUUCCAAACGGUAUCCAUGCAGUGGAGGCCAUGUUAGCAGCAGCCAGCAUUGGAGCAAUCUGGAGCUCCACUUCUGUCGACUUUGGAGUCAAUGGCGUCCUUGACAGAUUCUCUCAAAUCCAGCCCAAACUGAUCUUCUCUGUGGCAGCUGUGGUUUACAACGGCAAGACACACGAUCACAUGGAAAAGCUGACCAGUGUUGUCAAAGGGCUGCCAGACCUGAAGAAAAUAGUGGUGAUUCCCUACGCUCGCUCUAAACACGAGACUGACCUCUCAAAGAUCCCCAACAGUGUUUUCAUAGAUGAUUUCUUGGCAUCGGGCCGCAGUGAGGGCGACCAGUUACCUCAGCUAGAAUUUGAGCAGCUUCCAUUCAGUCAUCCUCUGUUCAUCAUGUACUCCUCUGGCACCACAGGAGCUCCCAAAUGCAUGGUCCACUCUGCAGGGGGCUCGCUCAUCCAACACUUGAAAGAACACAUUCUCCAUGGCAAUAUGACCAGCAGUGAUGUCAUCAUUUACUACACCACGACUGGUUGGAUGAUGUGGAACUGGCUGAUGUCCGCUCUGGCAGUGGGAGCUUCAGUGGUUUUGUAUGACGGUUCCCCACUAAUGCCCACACCCAGUGUACUGUGGAACCUGACAGACCAGCUGGGCAUCACUAUCUUUGGUACCGGGGCCAAGUGGCUGGCUGUGCUGCAGGAGAGGAACAUGAAACCUGCGGAAACACACAACCUCCAGUCUCUCCACACCAUCCUGUCUACCGGAUCUCCUCUCAAACCUCAGAGCUACGAAUACGUCUACCGCUGCAUCAAGAGCAACGUGAUGCUGGGCUCCAUCUCAGGCGGCACAGACAUAGUGUCAUGUUUCAUGGGCCAGAACCCGACGGUUCCAGUGUAUCGGGGCGAGAUCCAAACAAGAAACCUCGGCAUGGCUGUGGAAGCCUGGAGCCUUGAAGGUAAGCCAGUAUGGGGAGAGAGUGGGGAGCUCGUGUGUUUGAAGCCAAUCCCCUGCGCACCAACUCACUUCUGGAAUGAUGAGAACGGGAGCAAAUAUCAUAAAGCGUACUUUUCUACGUAUCCUGGCGUGUGGGCUCACGGAGACUACUGUAAAAUCAACCCAAAGACAGGAGGCAUUGUCAUGCUGGGCAGAAGUGACGGAACAUUGAACCCCAACGGAGUCCGAUUCGGCAGCUCAGAGAUCUACAACAUUGUUGAGGCUUUUGAGGAAGUGUCAGACAGUCUCUGCGUGCCUCAGUACAACUCAGACGGGGAAGAGCGAGUUAUUUUGUUCUUGAAGAUGGCACCCGGGAAGCCCUUCAGUCCAGAGUUGGUAGGAAAGAUUAGAGGAGCCAUUAGAAAAGCUCUGUCUGCCCGACACGUCCCCGCGCUGCUGCUGGAGACCAGAGACAUUCCUUACACCAUCAGCGGUAAGAAGGUGGAGGUGGCUGUGAAACAAGUGAUCGCCGGCAGGGAGGUGGCGCAAAGAGGAGCUUUCUCCAACCCCGAUUCACUGGACCUCUACAAGAACAUUCCUGAACUGCAGAACUAUUAGAGAGCACGUUUCACAGAGCUCGAGAAAGGACCUGAAACAGAAAACCAUCUGAAGAUCACUCAGCGUAGAUUUUACAUUAACUUCAUUUACAGGUACAGGUGCAGGGAGACAUCCAGGUGGGCCGAAGGGAAAAUUAACAAUAUGAAGAUACCCUAAGCUGUGUGCAGGGCAUCAAAACAAACAAAAAAAAUAUAUAUAUAUGUAACAUCCACAUGUAAAAAACAUUAGGUGUACUGGUGGAUUGGGUACUUUCAUCAAACAGCUGCUUUACUCUACUAUGUUGUGCUGGACUGGAGUCAGCUUUACGAGUUCUAUGACGUGCACAGCUUGUGAAUAAGCUCGUACUCUGAGGCCGGCCAGCAAAGAAGCAUUUCUCUCUGUGUCACCAGGUGUUGGUCCUGACUUGAUCCUUAACUGAUAAUCCAUGUAAGUGUGUACAUCCCCUAGCUCUGGUCAGAUAUAUCACUAUGUCAUAAUUGUGUGGGGUGUAUUGCUUUAUUACAUGUAAAUAUUUGGAUACUUAUUUUUUGACUUUGCAAUUACACUAGCAUCGUAAUCUUACAUUUAAAGAUAUUGACCGAAACACCAGUUAACCAAAGUGAAAGGGAUUUAGAUGGUUGUAGAAUGAACUAGAGAACUUACUGAACUUUGUCCUUUUAUUAAAUGUGUUUAUUUUCCUGUAAAUUGUCUUUGACAUGUUAGAACUGUAACUAACACUGGACUAUGUUACUUCUGAUUCUUUUUCACUCUAUCCAAGACAUCAAGGAAUAAUUUAAGGAACCUCUAUGUAGGAUUUUGAGUCAUGUUGGCCCUACUAUGUCAAGCAAAUGAUCAAACAGGUCAUUUAAAAAUCAAGCGUGAACCUGUUGUCCAUGUUUGACAUGUUAAUGCAGUAAAAAUGUGAUCCAGCCUCCUUUUGCUUUGUACAUAAGAAAGCUGGCUUACUUAUUCACAUGAUAGAAGAAGAUUAAAUGGAGAGUUUUUUGCUCACUAAUAGCACUACAGAAACACUGGUGAAAAAUAACAAAUACUACUAAGUUUAAUGUCAUGUUGGGAGAAACCUGGCCAGAAUCUGACUUGUGGCGCACAGAUAUUAAUGUUGGGGAAUUAUAGAAUCUUUGGAGGAAACUUUUCUCCAAAGAUCAUUUCUUACUGAUACUUAAGCAGCACUUUUCUUACUGGACUGUUUUUAAAAGGACAUUUCUUGUUUGACUUUUGAUUCAUUCUGUCUCUCUGCUUUGUUUUCAUCUUAAAACAUGUUUAAUGGUACUUAAAAAAAAAAACAGAUUGACCUGAAAACUCCUCAAUUCAUCUUGAGUGUCAUAUUUGCUUUUCAAAAACACCCUGUGGAGUUUUUGACUACUGCCAGAGAUACUGUAUGUUGUUUUAUCUUUGUGGGUACUCAUUCUGUAUGUGACACAUAAGCAUGCAGUUGUUACUUCCAUUUCCACUGAUUGACAUGUGGGGUGUGUUAAGAAAGUGGGAAAGCAAAUGCUGCAAGCUAGAAAACAUGGGUGUAAUCAAAGGACGUUUCAUGUGAAAAGAGGAAAAAAACCUAUUUUCAAAUAUGUUGGGAUCUUUUAAGGCCCAAUGAUCCACAGAUUGCUCCUUGUUAAAAAAAAAAAACCUGUAUGCAUCACACUGUAUGUUCUGUUAAUUUCAGAAGAAAGAUCCACAGGGUUCCUAUCAACUCUUAAGACAAAGAGCUGUCUUAGCUGUACACUGUGCACUUUGGUUCUGUUUGCUACAUGUUGUAGUCUGAUACUUAUGGCAGACCUACUCUUCUAUUCCGUGGUGUGCAUGCAGGUUAUGGAGUUUUUUUCUCCGCACUCAGUCUUGCCAAUAAUAGGCCAAAAGUCUGCAAAAAUCAUUCUUGGUUCGUCACAUAUAUUUGUUGAAUUUAGGUUGUAUUUGGUUCUUCCGUUUCCGCCUCAAGUGAAUCAAUAAUGUCAUUUCUACUUUUGUUUUGGUGUUGCAACAACGUUUAUUAAAUCAGCUGUAACACGUG